AAAGGAUAAAAAGAAACAUGGGGCUGUAAGAAUGAAGUUGAAAGAAGAAAAUGAUGAAAAUCCUAGAAACAAAAACAGAGGUUCUCAUAAAAUUCUAUCCUAAAAUGAAACGUGCCAAAUGAACAAAAACUCCACCUGUCAACGAUGGGUAGAAAAACCUGCCACUGAGUAGCUUACUCACCUCCCGUACUCCUCUACUUCCAUUCCACCUGGCUAUUAACUCCCACAUGUCCACCUCCAAUGCAAACUCCUCUCUUCUAAAAACCGCCUCUCUCUCUUAUUUAACAUCAAUAUCCAUACCCUUCCAUUUCUCUACAUCAAAAUCUUCUUCCAAUACAAACCCCCGCAAACAGAAAACAUGGCAUCCGAGCAACUAAGCCGUAGAGACAACACUACAAAGGAAAGAGAGAUUGAGGUGGAGAAAGAAAGAGUUCCACAGUUAACAAGCCAUUUUGAGGCCAUUGCAGUGCAAGGGAAAGCUCCAAUUCCAGAAAAAACAGAGGAAAAACAGAGAAAAGAGGCGCAUGGUACCAGCAUUGCUAAAGGGGAACUCCCAGGAAGAGAGGAGGAGAGACGGAGAAUUGAAAGUGGAGGUGGAAAGCCAGAUGAGACUCGAGAAUUGGCUACUCAAUUUGAGUCUCUUGCUGAAAAAGUAAGAGACAAGAGAGAGACUGAUACUGAGAAUGAAAGGCAGAGACAAGCUCGUGAGAAUGAGCAGAGAGAGUCUAGAAUAAGGGAAGAACAGGGAGUACAAAAACAGAGGGAUUCAGAACAGGCAAAAGGGAAAAAAGGUGAGAUCGAGACUCGUCAAAAUCAACCAUCUCUCGAAGAAAUUUCAAAUUUCAGAGCUAUAGCACAGGAGAAAUCGAAUGAGGCAAUAAGGGCUGCAAAGGAACGCUAUGACAAAGCCAACAAAGAAUCACUCAACCAAGGAGUCGGGGGCAGAACAGAGGAAUCAGAACAGAGAGAAACAGAAGAAGGUGAAGAGGAUACAGUUGAAGGAGGUGGUGAACGAACAGGUUUAGAGACAGUGAAAGAGACACUAACAAGUGCAGCCAAGACAGCAAAAGAUUACACCGUACCAAUAGCAGAGAAGGCCAAAGAUUACACAGUUCAAAAGGCAGUGGAAGCCAAGGACAUGACAGUCUCUGCAGGACAAACAACAGCUCAUUACCUUGGAGAGAAGGCAGUUGCGGCUAAAGAUGUUGCACUAGAAAGUGGGAAAGUUGCAGCUGAAUAUGCAGGGAAAGCAGCAGAGGAUUUGAAGGAUAAGGCAGUGGUUGCAGGGUGGAGCACGGCUCAUUACUCAUGCGACACAGCAGUGGAAGGGACCAAAGCAGCGGCAAGGCUCGUGAAGGGAGCUGCAGAGUAUGCUGGAGCCAUAGCAGCCAAGCCAUUGUCUGCUGCAAAGAAUGUAGCUGAAACAACAGGGGAGAGUAUGAAGGACUACACAGCUAGGAAGAAAGAAGAAGCAGAGAGAGAAGCCAUGUACAAGACAGGUGAGAAAGAAUCCAUGUAUGAGAGAACCAAAGAAACUUUUGAAAGGGGGAAAGAAGUGAAGGAAAGAGGAGAAGGAAGAGGAAAUGAGAACAGAGUCGAUGAUGGUGGGAUAUUGGGGGCAAUCGGAGAGACGAUAUAUGAGAUUGCACAAACAACUAAAGAGAUGGUGAUUGGGGGUGGUGAUGAAAGUGGAAAACAGAGCACAUUAGGCUUUGAGAUUGGGCAGGAAGAGGGAGAGGGAAAGGAAGCGCAAUAUCAAACUGCUACAAGGAAGGAAUACAGAGGCUGAUAAAAAUUUAAAAAGUGUUUUAAAGGAUUAUCAUGUGUUUUGAAGUUUUUGUUUACGAGGGGUGAAUAAAGUUUGUGUGUUGCUUUUUCUUGUGUUUUUUGAGUUGGAUAAAUUGUUUUGUUAUGUUGUACAAUGGUGUAAAGUUGGAGUUUCAUAUGAAGUAAAGAGCACUAGUAUUGUACUCUGCUCUUCCAAAUA
Messenger RNA from Benincasa hispida (wax gourd), 1987 nucleotides. RefSeq names its product late embryogenesis abundant domain-containing protein / LEA domain-containing protein. Gene Ontology annotation, biological process: cold acclimation. Lineage: Eukaryota; Viridiplantae; Streptophyta; Magnoliopsida; Cucurbitales; Cucurbitaceae. Gene Ontology annotation, cellular component: cytosol. The record is from RefSeq and is a predicted model, not a curated record.